Messenger RNA from Dinoponera quadriceps, 1171 nucleotides. RefSeq lists its product as uncharacterized. The record is from RefSeq and is a predicted model, not a curated record. NCBI's taxonomy places the organism in Eukaryota, Metazoa, Arthropoda, Insecta, Hymenoptera, Formicidae. Gene Ontology annotation, biological process: regulation of cell cycle. The coding region runs from base 232 to 657 and encodes 141 amino acids. Gene Ontology annotation, molecular function: cyclin-dependent protein serine/threonine kinase inhibitor activity. The transcript is spliced from 3 exons. Gene Ontology annotation, cellular component: nucleus.
CGCUUAUCGAUCGGGUGACACACCGACUGGCGACGGCAACCGAGGCUGUUAAACCGGGCGUCGGACGGAAUGGUGUUAAAGAGACGCGCGUGUCAAGACGGGAUAAAUGAGCGCGUGUGAUCCGCGAAGUAGCGAGGAAAGUACGAUCCGGAUCGAGUGCGCUCGCCUGUAUAAUUAGCAGUGAAUAAAGUCGAUACCUUAUCGCCGUUCGACACACUCACGGGAGACGGAAUGAGGGAUGCCGCGGGAAAGGCCCGCCUGACGAUGGACGAAAAGAACGUCGACCAACAAGAAGGGAUUAGACGCCGAAAUGUUUGCAGAAGGCUUUUCCAGGACGACGUGGAUAGUAAUGAACAAUCGACAAACGACAAGAACGACAAUGGACGAACGAGCAAUGGCGAGAACGAUAACUUGGUCAAUCGCUUAUUCGAGGAAGCACGGCGAGAUCGAGAUAAUGCCAAAGAAAGAUGGAACUUCGAUUUCGAGAACGAAGUGCCGUUGUCCGGUCGUUACGAAUGGGUGAGGGUCGACCGUGACGGAAAUGAAAUCUCUGAUUUCGCGCAGUUGAAGAACGGGGCGCCCGAUUUACAAGAGGGACGGCCAGAGGAGGCGGCAAAGACGGAUGCAGCAAAGACGGAUGCGGAAGAAAGAGAAUAACGAUCAGGCGGUCGGAGCACGCGAUGACAAGAAAAAGGCAGGAAUGGAGAGAAAUUGAAUUGAGUCUUCUGACUGAGUAUCGUGAUAUUAUUUCAUAUUUAUUACAGUAGAUGUAGACCGUCAAGAAAACGUAGUAAUUGAAAUAGCUGAGAGAUUUUGUAUUCUGUAAUUAACGACUCAUCUUUCGCGGAUACGAAAAAUCGGAAGGAUAUGAGCGGUGAAAGUUACUCGUAUAUUUUUUGAGAAUAUGCGAUGAAGUUCGAUAUUCGUACGAGUAACGAGAACGAUCGAUGUUUUCAAGACUUAUAAAUAGAUAAUGUGAUAAAUUAACGACUUUCGAACAAUGAAAUUAUGUAUAUUAAUUAAACUAGAUUAUUUAUCUGUAUAAAUAAUAGUCCAGCGGUACAUCUCGCAGAAACCACCUAGUAAGCGGGAAACAUUGAAUCAAUCUUUUGAAAAAUGGAUUUUAUAUAGAUUUUAUAAACAUUUUAACAUGAUAUUUUAUAUAUAUUUU